This is a messenger RNA of Musa acuminata AAA Group (dessert banana), 957 nucleotides long. RefSeq lists its product as uncharacterized. Bases 1 to 681 code for a protein of 226 amino acids. The transcript has 6 exons. The record is from RefSeq and is a predicted model, not a curated record. NCBI's taxonomy places the organism in Eukaryota, Viridiplantae, Streptophyta, Magnoliopsida, Zingiberales, Musaceae.
AUGUGGUUUCACGUCAACAUUGGACCUCAUAUGGAAACCUGGAGAGUCUGCUACUUCAUGAACAAGGUGACACCUACAAUUCCACGUGUAGCACAUGCAGAUACACUUUACGUCUACAAUUUGCACGUUUGCAUGGUGCACUACAUUACGUAUGGUUGCGGGAGGAGGAGGACAUGCUGCACUGCUGCGGCAGCAAAAGGUUCGCCAGGGAGAUGGCCUUCGCCUGUCGCUUCGCCGACGUCCACCACGCCCUCCGAGUCGCCCGCGACAUCUGGUUCAACAAGGUCGACGUCGCAGGAUGGCUUGAGGCCGUCUCGGCUCACCUGGCGAUCGGAGCCACCUCUCCGCCUUCUCCCAGUGGAGCAAGGAAGAGCAAUCCGCUGCGAUGGCUACUGCCACCGAUUCCAUCUUGCAGGUAGCAGCCCUCGCACCCGUCCUCCCUCCUGGAUGUUGCCCGUGCCUCUCCAGCCUCUGGCAUGGAGGUUCACCUUUGAGAUGUGGAAGGGAGCUCAGCGUCACCCGUUGUUUACAAACAGAGAAUUCACUGACUGGGUGUUGGUGGAUUCUGAGAAUCUAGAAUCCUCGCUCUUUAAUAUUGUAGAAGCUUCGAGCCUUUCACCAGUGCAAAAAUUGGAUGGUUGUGUAAUGAUACUCUCAGUUGCCAAGGCUAGCGUAAGGUAACAUUCCACCCUAAAGAUUGUCAUACAUAUCACUGUGCAACAGGUCCACAGACCGAGCAAUGUGUUGACUUGGGGAACUAUCCCCACAUUACUGGUGAAAAGCCUGGUUGAUUUCUAUUCUUCAAUUUGAUGUGAGGUGAACGAAUAGACACCCUAAAGAUGUAAUGGUCAAUUGUAAUUGUCACUUACGGUUUAUAACUUGCGUGGUUUACCAAAAUCAAUGGAUGUGAACAUGUUGAUGUCAGUUUGGAGAAAAAAUUAGGACUGUUCUUAAACA